This is a messenger RNA of Anthostomella pinea, 6312 nucleotides long. The record is from the annotation of a GenBank genome assembly. NCBI's taxonomy places the organism in Eukaryota, Fungi, Ascomycota, Sordariomycetes, Xylariales, Xylariaceae.
AUGUCUCCCGAAUCCACCUCUCCCCUGUUCCCUGACCGACCAAUUCGACCUCUGCCGAAGCGUCGACUCCGGGAAAGGCUACCCUCCGAUGUUGCAGACAACAUCACGUUUCCCCCAUCACCCCAGACUUCUGCACCCUUGUUUGACUACCCCUACAACACGAAGGACGACCCGUCCCUCUUAGGAGCGGGACCGUCGAAUGUAGCGAGUCGUGAGAAUAUGGCCGAUAUGGCCAGACUGGGCCACGAAGCCGGUUACCGAAGGAACGUUCUCAGCAUCGACCACCAUGAUAAUUCACUGAUAGGUCAGGCACGCAGAGCUCUGGGUUCUCGUGGGUUUCACGAACCAACAGGACAUGGGAUCCGCACACAACGUCAAGGACAGGCACGACAUACAAAUCCGCUACCACCCUCUUCAACAGCAUCUUCAGCAGAUGGGUACGACUCGUUCGAGAACACCAACAAUAAGAAGAAGAGGAAGAUCCCCACUGCUGGCGAGACGAUCCUGAACGGAAUGCAUGUGCUCAAUGAUCCUGCUGCUUUUGGAGUCCCAUCUCCACCCACGACCGGUGACGAGGGUCCGGGAGAUGCGUCCGGGCCGACAAGUACGCCUUACUACCAAACUGGGGGUUCUACCACCAACGGCCAAGGGAUUUCUGGCCCCGGCAGGGGCAGAUAUGGUAGAAUUCGCAACGGCAGAAGUCCUUUGAGAGCUUUGUCAGAUGCCAAUGGCAACUGGUCGGGACCAAAUCACAAGCUGCGGCCUGGUAGUCAGUAUCCAUCACCACCACCUGAAAACUCUGGAAUUAUAUCUACUGCUAUUGCCAGUGCCGAGAAGGUUCCAGUACCGCAAGGCCAAGAAAAUAUAAGCCUUUUACAGCGGCAGACAUCUGCAAAGCCUUUCACCUUCACUUUCGACCCGCAGAACCCAGUUUCAUGGCCUGGAUCUGAUCCAGCGCCAUCCAACCUACCGGGAGUCCAUCGUACGCAGCAAGGAGCUCUUCCUGGAGACUACAACCGAGGUGGAGGAAGGGCAGCUCGAAUUCCAUCCGGUCCGGCUGCGGCAAUGCCUGGAUCUGGUGCUGAGCAGACGGCGGCCGCUAUGCCGGCCGAGGGCGCUGGAAAGGGGGGGAAUGGUACAACUGCAACGCCCAAGAAGCCCAAGCGUCGCGGCAACUCUCUGGCCAUCGCAGCCAAGCAACGGCGUAAGGAAACUGAGUAUCAGAACCUCCAUCACCCCCCGGCACCUGAGGACAUGUGGAUCUGCGAAUUCUGCGAGUAUGAGCGGAUCUUUGGACGGCCCCCCGAGGCACUUAUUCGACAAUACGAGGUGAAAGAUCGACGCCGUCGCCGGGAAGAAGCAGAGCGGCGUAGACUGCUCGAGAAAGCCAAGAUGAAGUCGAGAAAGGGAAAGAAGGCAAACAAAGUGCCUGCCAAGAACAACUCGACCACGACGGAUCGCAAUGGGGUAUCUGCAAAUGAUCAACCGCCCCCUCUGCUACCUCCUCCUCCCAAUGGUCAAGAGGAGAUUCACGAUAUCCCUAGUGAAGAUUUCGGGCCAGACGAUCCUUUGUGUGAAGACACUAUUCCCGGCGGCGAGGCUUCAGCUAUGUUACCGGAUGACGGCUAUGCUCUGCCUCCCUCGAAGCCCUUGAACUCGGGAAGCGCAAACCCAAAUGCUACCACCGCUGCCGCCUCUGCCUUCAUGUCUGCCUCGAACCAGAAGCCGAACACGACGCUCUCGUCCGCUGCUGCCGCCGCCGCGCUGCGAGCGCGUCCUCAUACGCCCACCAAUGUCGCCGAAGUCCAGACAAAGCGCACAGCACGUCGCAGUGCCUCGGUCUCUUCCUCCCGCAGUUCUGUGGCCGCUGUUGGACGAUCAAAUGGCCGACUCGAGAGGCGAGGAAGCUCGGCGAGCAUGACGGAGCGCACCUUUCGAAGCCCGUCACCGCAUCGUGCUUCGGCAGCACAGACGACAGAGCAACAGCCUCCGGUCCCCCAGAUACCCGCGAGCCAUCGGAGAUCAGCAAGCUCGAACACACAUGGCGUUGGGAUGCAGAAUUUCCAAACAGCAUCUCAGAAAAUGAGCGCAGGACAUCCGUCGUGGUACACACAGCCGUCUGGGGAUACAAGCAAGGUGAGAACAUCCGACGCUCCCAUGCGAGCAAUCAAAUCUCCACCACCAAGGCCGAUGAGUGCUUCCAUGUCGUCUGAAAGAAGCGACAGUAGAAACUCCUUCAACUUUUCAUAUCCCUUCCAUGCACAGUCGCCUCCCGGGUCCCCAACGACUGCUACAGCACCACAAUGGGAUAAUCCACCACCCAGAUCACGAUCAUCGCCACCGAGAUCGAGUAGAGCAUCGAUAUCGUCGUUGACAGGUGGAAAGUCCAAGCAAGACAUGGUGUACGAUCCGAACUCGAGGCGGAUGGUUCCGAAGGCGAACGUGGAUGCAGCAGUAGAGCCUCGGGUCCGGGAGGCGGCCGAAAAACAACCCAGGAGAAAGAAUAAGGCGGAGAGCUUGCCGAGAGAGGGGAGCCGCUUGGCAAGGGGGACAGUCGCCAGAGUACAGGGAACCACUGUGGACGACGAUAAGAAGGAGCGCAAGGAGCAACGUCAGCAAACGCGGUCGCCUGAAGCACAGAGUUCACGGGCAUCCAGUGCCCAAAGCCUGUCACCAGCACCUGGGGCUGAGCAACGGACGAUAUCUCCAUCCCCUCGAGCCCUCGGCAAAAGGCCAUCCAUUGUUCCCGAGGAGCCUGAGGACCCCGACGAGAUUUAUGCAAACAUCGAUGCACCUGGUAAACCAUCGCAAAAUGUGCUGCAUGCUUUGGACGCUGUGCCCACACGACAGACCAGAUUCGAGGAUUCGAGGGAUUCCCAGCCGCAACACCAGCAUAGUAGUGCGGAUGCCUUGGAUCAGUACACAACAGGACCGACUCUCGAGCAAAUAGAACAUCUAGCGCCAGUGCAACAGGAGACGAAACCGGUUGUCAUCGAGAACAAGCCAAUCACGGAGCUUUCUAAGGGAAACGGCACCGUCAGGCGUUCAAGUUCCAACAGCCCAGCGCGACAGGCUCGUUUUGCAACUUAUCCUUCGGGUAGCCUGGUUGUACGUCAUGCGCCUUUACCACGAUCAGCAUCUCCAAUCAAAUCGGCCCUGAAGCGUAAUACCGGUAGUCCGACCCCUAGGGAGUUGUCACCUUCAGAGCGCAGCACGGAUCUCUCGAGUUCUCGCGGCGCAUCACCGAACCAGCGAGAAGAACCUGGAGUGCCGCGUAAGAAAUCGGCCCGUGUUAGUUUUGAUGACCAAAAUAUCGUGAUCGUCGGUGAAGCGGCAAACGGGGAUAUCCAUUCGCCGGUUCCACUCAGCCCGCAACAAGCCAAGCGCCCUUGGUAUAGCAGUAUAGGACGAGGCAAGAAAAAGGAUUAUGUACUGGAGGAUGACGAGAUCAUGAAGCCCCGACCCGAGCUACCAAGCUUUGGCAGUGUGAGAGAGAAGAAGGCCCGCGAGCCCGAGGAAAGACCUCUUGUGCGGCCUCACGACCCAACAUAUUCACCAGCAAUGCCCUCUUCGCCAGAAUUGCGACCGCAGAGCUCGAGUACCUUGGGCGAAACGGAAAUAACGGAUGGACCGGUUCGGGGACAAUCGAGUGACCUUGCGAUAGGCUCAUUGCUUGCUCAAGAACAAAACGCGCGCAACGAGGCCAACACUUCGCGACUUAGGGAGCCUUUGCCACCCGUCGUCACCUCCAUUGAAGGUAACGGCUACUAUUCAUCUGAUAGCAUGCGAAGCUCCGACAGUGAGGAAGACCGUCCUGAAUCUGCCAUGGGAACAAGUGAUGCAGAAGUGAUACCUAGCACACAGAAUACCGAAGUCACACAGCCGGAAAGCCAUGAGGCUUCUCAGAACGGCUUGACAACCCUAGACGAAAACCUGGCAAACGAAAACGAACAAGCAGCAAAAUCAGUCCAGCUCUCUCCACAGAUUAUUCCAGAAAUCUCCGUCAUCCAGCCAAGUCCAAUGGCUUCAGAACAUGUGCUUCCUCUUCGGAGCUCGUCGAGGUCUCAUUAUUUUGGGGUACCAGGUGGUUUUCCGGACGACGAAUUCGACGAGCAUUACGAUCCUCACCCUGAGCCUCAGGCAGACGGCGCCACACACGAGGACAGCUCAUCGGUACCUGCGCACACGAUCCUCGAACCCACCGCGGCAGUACACCCCGCUCAGACAGAAUCUUUACCUCAAACCACGCUUGCUACUACUGCACCAGUAUUAGCAGAUGAUGACAAGUCCACAGAUGGAUCAGAAGGCAGUAUCUACAGUGAUGCGUAUGAGGACAUCUCCGACGCAGAGGGCGACGGCUUCAUGUCCUUGAAUGCCGUCGUUGAAAGCCCUGUCAGCAGAGACGCGCCAUCCCAAAUACCCGAGCUGCCGGGGAGCACGCUCCAGCAAACAUAUAACCAAGACCCUGAAUCAUUAGCAUCGUCGCAGAUUCCGAUACCAUAUCAGCCUUCCACGCCUCCUCCACAAGACCCAAAUGACUGGGCACAAGCGAAGGUUUUUUGGCGCAGUCUGACGGCGGAAAAGAGGCGGGAGCUCGAGCGCGAGACCGUGGAAGAUGCUGGUACCGAAGGUGACCGGGAGGAAGUUGCGCAGCCUAUUCGAAGAAACGGCAGCAAAAAAAAGUCUACAGAACAGAAACAGUCUGCCAAACAGGUCACAUUGCAACCCCACCCAGGUCCCGAGCCUCCAGUUGCGGUGACGCCGUCAUCCUCUGACCGAAAGGUGAAUCCAGAUAGGGUCUACAUGAUUCAGCCUGGUUCUCAAGCCACUCACGAGCCCAUUAAGUAUAGUCCAGAACAGCCGCGCAUGCGAACAUCGUUGCGAGCGGAACAGCCUGCCAAGGGUGCCCAAGCACAGUCCCCUUCGGGUAUGCGCAGAACGAUGAGGUCGAACGGGCAGAUGGGGCAGGCAAAUCAACAACCCGCACGCCGCACCACGAUGCGGCCUGAGCAACCUGAACCAAAUCAACAGCCCGCACACCGCACCACGAUGCGGCCCGAUAAACCAGAACCAUCGGUAUCAAAACCAAGUCAAGCCCGAGUUGCAAAGCCUCGUCCGCAGAUGGCUCCAUCUGAAUCUACUGGAAGUCCACGACCCAAGCAGUCCAAGCCCGCUUUGCAACGACGCGGGUCCGAUGCCAGUGACAGCAGUUUCAGACGCAGUCGGGCUGUUUCUGGUGAAGGCUUCAACUUCCGCAGGACUAUGCGGCAGUCUUCUGCCCCCCAAUCGCCUGUUGAGCCCGGAAAGGGUUCUGGCCGACUCAGCUUGCGAUCGCUGUCUCCUGCCGGCUCCCAGUUUCGACGCAGCUCAAUCACCAGUGCUACCAGCGGCCCUCCUGUUAGCAUGAAGCGGCGUACUUUGCGAUCCAACAGCGAGUCUAGCCCAGAAGGAAAGCGCUCUUCUAUGCGCUUUCCCUCAUUUGGCCGAUCCAGCAAAGAGCAGUCAUCGAAUCGCUCUAAACGACCUAGUCGAUUAGGAGGCUCGAGCGACGAGGACGAAGGACCGGUUUCGGGGUUCCGCAGUCGUUUUGACGAUUCAAGCGACGAGGAGGAUGCCCGACCUGCUUCUUCGGGAAGGGCCGGUCCCCUGUCAAAGGGUACUCUUCGUGGAUCUAAUACAGCGCCCACCACCUUUAAUAGAUCGGCUCCUAUUCCGGAGAAGGACGAAGACUCGCCAGAACUGCCUGAUAGCGAUGACGAUGAAAUGCCUAGCCCUUUGCGAAGUCCGCAAAGUCGCGCAGCUGCCGCAACGGCUGUGCGCGCUGGUCUGGUACGGUCGAGUUCUUCAGCAAUUGGUACAUCCACCCUGUCACGUCCUGGGAUUGGCGGUGGCGGCCCGGUGCCCUCUGAUUCGACUCCUGCCAUGUAUGGCAGAGACAGACGCCACUCUUUCAUGGGUAUUCUACGGCGCAACAAGAAGUCAGAUCGGCAGUUGAACGAUAUCCGUCGGGAUCAACCCUCCAGCCCGAAGUUGCAGAAGAGAAGCGCGUUGAAGAGAGGUGACAGUUGGCCGCUUCCUGAGCUUGAAGAGGGUGAGGGUACACAACGGCCAAACACGGCGGGCAGGCUUCUCAGUCAGAGCAACAUGUCCGAAAACGUUCAGAGGCCUGGCCUGUCUGGAAGACGAAGUGUCAGUCUAGGCCUUCCCCCCGCCCAAGACCAGAAUGUGGGCAAUGUUACGGGAGAUGGUCUCGGGCAGAGGAAGAAGAAGAAGUUUGGCGCGUUGCGCCGGAUGUUCAAGCUGGAUGACUAG